AUGGCGGUGGCGGAUGUGCCUGGUCUCAUGGACAUUGCCAGUACCCUGGCCCAAGAUGAGAUCCCUUUCAAGUUACGAUGUGCCAUCUGCAAUAAGCUGGCGGUGAAUGCAUUUCGUCUCCCCUGUUGUGACCAGUCUAUCUGCGAGACCUGCCAAGCUUCCCUCUCUGAUACAUGUCCCGUCUGCACACAUACCCCUGUCUCUCCCGAUCUCUGCAAACCAAACAAGGCUCUACGAACCACUCUCAAGGCUUUCCUGCGCACUGAAGAAAAGAAGCGGGAAAAGGACCGCCAAUCUACGGCACCUCCAACACCAUCCAUUGUCACUCCUGCAGAGACAAAAACACCUGCCCAGGAUUCAUUCCCUGAUCAAAAUAGGGAUGAACUUGUGACAUCUGUGGAAACCGACGCACCUCUACCUCCGUGUCCUACAGAGCCUGCAGAUUCAAAGCCUCAAGAACCGGGAAUAGACACACCAGCUCCGGACACAGUUGGAGAGAGUAUUCCAGGGCCAAAUGUCUCGAAUUCGGCAGAUCAGCCAGCUCAGCCCGAGGCAACUGGCGAUCAACUCAACCGCGAACCGGUCCCUGAGUCUAUGACUGAAGAUGCCGCAGUCAACGAAAUUCCAGUAAAUGGAGAACCUGCUCCCACGGCAGAGGAAGUUCCUGGAGAAUCCGGUACCAACUCGAUGACACCGAACAUGACCGGCAACUUCCCCGCGAUGGGCUGGAACGGGAACGGCAUGAAUCCUUUUAUGGCUGGCAUGUUCAAUUACCCGAACGCGAUGGGUAUGCCCAUGGGGAUGGACCCGAUGGCAAAUCAGGGAAUGUACGGAAUGAACAUGGCUGGCAUGGGCAUGAACUCUGGGAUGAACUACAGCGGGGGCAUGUAUGGAUCCUUAGGAUGGGACGCAUCCCAACAGAACAACAAUAUGUGGCAAGGCGGCCAAAAUAAAUUCAAUCCAAAUGCUUUCGCAAAUGGCACGGGUCCUCCUUAUGGCGGAGCAUUUGGCGGGUCUAAUAUGUCUGCUUACCCUUCUCACUCAGACUACCAGUCUGGUUACUACGGCGGUUAUGGUCGUGGCGGUUACCGAGGUCGAGGCCGGGGCCAGUUUCAUGGCUCCGGUCGUGGUGGCUUUGGACCCAUGCAAGGUCAUUACCGUCAGGGUGCUAACUCAGGCUACCCCAAUCAGAACCCAAGCAUGCCUAAUGGUCUGAACGGUACUUCAAUGGAUGCCCAAGGUAACAUCCAAGCAAAUGAGACUACACAAUCAGGUGAAACUGAACCCAAUGUACCGGGUAAUUCAGAUCUCCCAACAAACACACACCAACCCCAGGGAAUUCCCACCAUUGACAGCCUUGAUAAUUCUGUACCAACUGGCCCUGGAUACGGUAGUAAUGGGUAUGGCCAAUACAGAUAUGGUCGGUAUGGACAAGAACGGGGACCUGGCGUCGAAGGUGCCCCAGCUGCUCCGCGUGCCAUGCGGCAGGGGCUACCCAAUACCAGUGUGCUACGACAACGUGGCUUCCAGAUUCAAGGACGAGCAAGUGUUUCUGGUGAACCCACUGAGGACGAUCGCACAAGGGCUACAUCCACUGCCGUGUCCCAAGGUGCGCAGUCUCGAUCCCAAUCCCCCUCACAGAAUCCAGCCGCUCGCCCCCGUUCACUAUCUGUUCAUGGUACUGAAGACGAUCGUGAGAGUCGGCGUGAGGCAGAAAUCAAACGCCAAGAUCGGGUUGAUGAGCUACAAUCCGACGCUCGUCACUCUCGCUCCCCAUCCCGCGCAUCCUCGCGACGCCGCCAUCACGACAGUGAUCGGGAGCGGGAUAGAAGAACCACGCACCGUUCGCAACGCUCUCGUCGUCAUCGCAGCCGUAGCCGCAGCUCAAGCCGAAACGGUGAUGUCCGUCCCUCUGGUCGCCUAGACAAGAUUGCAGAGAAAGAUGAAUCAAAUGGCAGGAUCAGGGCGUCCUCCGAGGCCCCAGAGUCGCGGGAUUUAGCAAGCCGAAUCAGCAGCACCUACCGCUCCACCAAGGAUAGAGGUAGUCGACGCGAAGACGACAGAUCACGAGAACAGGACCGAGAUCUCCGACGCCGAGAUCGUGAUCGUGAUCGUGAUCGUGACCGAGACCGAGACCGAGACCGAGACCGCGAUCGACGUGGUAGAGACCGCGACUCUGAUCGCGAACGUCGCCGUGAGGGCGACCGCGAUAAAGACAGAGCUCCCGAGCGGGACCGAGAUCGACCAAGGGAGCGUGAUCGUGAUCGUGAUCGUGACCGUGACCGUGAUCGCAAGCGUUCUCGCCGCGAUCGAUCCCCAUCUACCGCCGGCGGCGACCAUCCCCAAGCCCGUCGUGUGAAACGUGGCGAUGAGGAGCGUAGUAGAGACACGAACGGAGCCUCGACCAAGAAGGCCGAGUCCGAUAAAGACCCUUACACACUUGAGCGCGAAGCACGCAAUAAGGAACGCCUUGAGCGUGAGCAGCAGCAUCGUGAAAAGGCCAAGUCUGGCCGCCGCCGUGAUAGCCGGCAGGACCGUAUGGUGGCGGGCCGUCGCAUCAACUACAAGUACGAAGAUGAACUUUAA
Molecule: messenger RNA, 2586 nt
Organism: Penicillium griseofulvum
Lineage: Eukaryota; Fungi; Ascomycota; Eurotiomycetes; Eurotiales; Aspergillaceae
Product: RING finger protein
Exons: 6
Coding region: 1-2586 (861 amino acids)
Source: RefSeq, a predicted model, not a curated record